This is a messenger RNA of Carya illinoinensis, 1592 nucleotides long. RefSeq names its product polyadenylate-binding protein RBP45-like. Gene Ontology annotation, molecular function: mRNA binding. Gene Ontology annotation, cellular component: cytosol. The record is from RefSeq and is a predicted model, not a curated record. NCBI's taxonomy places the organism in Eukaryota, Viridiplantae, Streptophyta, Magnoliopsida, Fagales, Juglandaceae. The coding region runs from base 95 to 1309 and encodes 404 amino acids. The transcript is spliced from 6 exons.
AAUAACUGAUCCAUCUAUCCCGCACAAUCACACCUUUCCUCUCCCUAGGGUUAGGUUCAGAACAAAACGCACCGCACCGCCUCUCGCUGCCGAAAUGAUGCAACCUGCUCCGACAGGCGUGGCUCCGCCAACAAUGCCCCAUCAACCACAGCAAUACCCUCCACCGCAACAACAAUCACCAUACAUGAUGAUGCCGCCACCGGCUGCUCAGGCACCACCCCAGAUGUGGCCGCCGCAGCAGGUCCAGCCACAGCCCCAGCAUCCCCAGCCUACCAGCGCCGAAGAGGUCCGCACCCUCUGGAUCGGGGACCUCCAGUACUGGAUGGACGAGAACUAUCUCUUCACUUGUUUCGCUCAGUCCGGCGAGGUCAUCUCGGUGAAAGUGAUCCGUAAUAAGCAGACUGGUCAGUCAGAGGGUUAUGGCUUUGUUGAGUUUUCAUCCCGUGCUGGGGCAGAGAGAGUGCUUCAAACGUAUAAUGGCACUAUAAUGCCAAAUGGCGGGCAGAACUUCAGACUCAACUGGGCAACUUUUGGUUCGAGUGAGAGGCGAUCAGAUGAUACUUCUGAUUUCACGAUAUUUGUGGGUGAUUUGGCUCCUGAUGUUACUGAUUACAUGUUACAAGAGACCUUCAGGGCACGUUAUCCAUCAGUUAAGGGUGCAAAGGUUGUAAUUGAUAGGCUCACUGGUAGGACAAAAGGCUAUGGCUUUGUUAGAUUUGGAGAUGAAGGUGAGCAAUUGCGAGCUAUGACGGAGAUGAAUGGAGUUCUUUGUUCUUCAAGGCCUAUGCGAAUUGGUCCGGCUACAAACAAAAAUACUGUUGGAGGUCAGCAACCAAAAGCUUCAUACCAGAAUUCUCAAGGGGCCCAGAACGAGAAUGAUCCAAAUAAUACAACUAUAUUUGUUGGCAAUUUGGAUCCUAAUGUUACAGAUGACCUUUUGAGACAAGUCUUCAGCCAAUAUGGGCAAUUAGUGCAUGUUAAGAUACCGUCAGGCAAGCGGUGUGGCUUUGUUCAAUUUGUUGACAGAAGCUGUGCCGACGAAGCAUUGAGGAUGCUAAAUGGAACUCAGUUGGGUGGACAAAACAUAAGACUUUCUUGGGGUCGUAGUCCUUCGAACAAACAGACGGGUAUCUCUGCUGGUGUUCAGCCCCAGCCAGAUCCAAACCAGUGGAAUGGGGGAUAUUACGGAUAUGCAUAUGGACAUGAAGGCUAUGGUUAUGCCCCUGCUCCCCAAGAUCCUAAUGUGUAUGGAUAUUCCUAUGGAAAUUACCAGCAGCAGCCACCUCAGCAGCAAGCUGGGUAUAGCUAAGAAGUUGGGCUUCUUCUGUGGCUACCUUUGUUUUCAUAUAAUAUUAUAUUUAAUAAAAUAAAUUUGGCAGUGAGAACUGUUGGAAGCUACCUUGGACCUCUUUUCCUGUCUUGUUAAUUGAGAUGAAUGUUUCUAGAUUUCAAUACAUCAGAAAAUAUUUUCGAGGAGUGCAGCUGGAAAAUCACUGGAAUUGCUAGAAACUGCAUGUUGCAGGCUGGUUUCUGUUUUGAACGCACCCUUGUACUUAAUUCUGUCGUAAUUAUGGUUAAGAGUUCUGCUGUCA